Molecule: messenger RNA, 9005 nt
Organism: Zootoca vivipara (common lizard)
Lineage: Eukaryota; Metazoa; Chordata; Lepidosauria; Squamata; Lacertidae
Gene: NABP1
Product: nucleic acid binding protein 1
Biological process (GO): response to ionizing radiation; mitotic G2/M transition checkpoint; double-strand break repair via homologous recombination
Cellular component (GO): SOSS complex
Molecular function (GO): DNA binding
Source: RefSeq, a predicted model, not a curated record
UGUUUGCGCGCUUGUGUGAAAGUGGCGCUGGGGUGCGGGGCAGCUGGCGAGUUGGGGGGGUUGGAGAGGAGGCUGAGGAGGAGGAAGCACCUUACUCGCUGUGCAAUAAUAGUCAUAAGAGAAAAAGAGCGCCCCGAUUUUCUUGCAGAGGGGAAGAGAAGGGAGCCUAUAUCGAAGGUGCCUUUUCUCGUUCGCCAGUAGGGGCGGCGGCGGCGGCGACAGCAGCACCAGCAGCCAAGCCCCGUGCCUGUUUUAAUCAGCGCCCCGGCUCCCCCCUUCACCCGUCCAGCCUUACGAGGCUUGUGUGGUCGGCUGAGAGAGGGAGAGGCGAGCUGGGAGUUUCAGGGAAGAGGGAUCGCCGGGGGUGCCUCCUUCUUCCUCAUAAACACGCUUCCCCGCCGACCUCCCCAGAGUAUAUAUAUUGCACAUUACUGUUACCUUCUCCAAGGGCUGGUCAAACCCGAUCUCGUCUAAUCCGCCACCCCCCCCCCCCCGGCCACAGCUCCUGCCGCCCCUGCCCUGUUUUCCAAGUGUCCCUCUCGGCUAAGGGGUGCUUUGUCCUGCUCACUCUGCCCCAGCAGCGCCCGUGCCUUCCUCCUGAAAAGCAAAGCAGCAUGAGCAUGGCAAACGAAACAUACCUCCUCAUAAAAGACAUAAAGGCCGGACUGAAAAAUUUAAAUGUCAUCUUUAUUGUGCUAGAGAUCGGCCGUGUCACCAAAACCAAAGAUGGGCACGAAGUGCGGUCUUGCAAAGUAGCCGACAAGACAGGCAGCAUCCUCAUCUCGGUGUGGGAUGAACUUGGCAGUCUCAUCCAGCCGGGAGAUAUUAUCCGGUUGACCAAAGGAUAUGCGUCUCUGUGGAAAGGAUGUCUCACGCUUUACACCGGGAGGGGAGGCGAUCUUCAGAAAAUCGGGGAGUUCUGCAUGGUGUACUCGGAAGUGCCCAACUUCAGUGAGCCCAGCUCGGAUCACCCUGGGCAGCCCAGCAAAGUGGCCCAGGGUGAGCAGAGUAACAAUUCCCUUCCAUCAACUAAUCUGAGUUCUUGUACUUUUGGGCCUACUGGAAAUGGUUUGCCAGCAGGACCUGAGCUGAGCGGAGUAUCACCUGCUUAUAAUCAUGCCUCCUCCUCCUCCUCCUAUGCAGGUACUGGGAGGGUUGGCGGGCGGGGACCCGCCCCUCCUUCAGUGCCGUCCAAUCAUGCGCGCCCCCCACAAAGCACACUGAGUAACGGGAGGGAUCCCCGCAGAGCCUCAAAAAGAUGACCCGGCCAAAUGACUCGCUUGUCCGCCUAAACUCUAUAUACGCCCUACUUGAACACUUAAUUGCACUUUUAUUUAUGGUUAACUGUGGGGGGGGGAGUUUGGUCUACUAGUUCUCUACCUUCUGCUGUCCAGAGAAGAGGAUUUCCUCCUCCCCCCAACACCUUUCUCUCUCUUCGCCAUCCACCCCCCCCCCCAGGCUGAAAAACCCAGUGAAGCUGCUGAUACCACAUGAGUCUAGUAGGGAAAAUGUCUUAAAAUAAGACUCGCAGUUGGAAAUUGGGAUUCCUUGUUGUGCAUCAGAUGUUGAUUUCCAAAACAAACCUUGAGCGUGGUGGAAUGCUUGUUGUCCCCCCCCCCCUUUUCCUUUUUUCGGUUAAGUUUGAACUGCCCAGCCUUAAGGUGUCUUAAUAUCUUCUUUCUGCUGUCCUGACCAACUCCCAUCGCGGCUAAUGGAGGCUGGCGGAUGGAACAAGGGGCAACUGCUCUGUUUAACCUGUGAGAAGUGGAGACGAUCUGCCAAAUGUUAUCGUAAAAAGGAGGUGGGUUGGUGUGUCCCCCCCCCCCCGUUGGGGUGGGGUAAGUGAUGGUGGCUGUGUUCGACUAGAGGAGGCCAACCUCCCCGUGCCAAACUCUGCCUGCUGCUUCUCCAGGAUCUAUUUUAAAAUCCCAGAUUCCCUCCAGGAAUGCAAAGCACACCUGCUUAAGUUCUGUAGGCCCUGCUGCAUGAGAAACAAAUGGAAAUUCUUUCAGUGUACCUCUUGGAUGGCUUGUAAUUGACCUUCAUGGAAGCUGCGAUGGCAACUGAAGAUCCAGUAGGAUACGACUUUCAUAAGGCACAGCUUCUCAGAGGCCAGAGAGAUUAUUUGCCAGUCGGUUCUACAAAGUGCAUAAAUCGGCCAUUUUUGUGAGCCCAGCCAAUGUAGUCCCCCCCCCUCCCCCAAGUGGCCGAUGGCGAUUUCAAGUUUAUUCUGUGGAGAGUGAUGCGGGGCGGAAGAGGAAGGGAAUCCCCACCCACAGAGAAACAGUAUGCCAGGCAGAAAUCUGGCUCGAGCUGUUCUUCUUGACACACUGGUUUUCUUUUUUUGGAGCCCUCCCAUCCCACAAGUGUAUGUAUUUAAGGGGGGGGGGCAUUCAACCUCACCUUGCAGCCCAGGGAGUGUUUUACCACUAUAUCCUGCUGAUGGUUUCAGACGGUGAAAAAAGUGUUUGGAGCGAAGAGCUGAAACGAAACCUAUGUAUACGAUUCGUGUCGAUGCCUGAUUUUCUCGCGAGAGCCACCCUCAAAAUUCUCAAGGGCCAAUUUGCACACGCUGACGCUUUCUGCUUCUAGAGCUAAUACCUCAGUUUCUAGAAAGGGCAGCCUUGUGCUGCUUAGUGCGAAUUGUUUUCAAGCUGCUGAGUUCGGAAAGGGGGAAAAUAACUCCCGGGGUCGUGUAAAAUAUGUGAGGUUUGUCCUUUUUAUAUGUUAAGCAUUCUCAGUGUGUCUUUGUACUGGGUAAUCCUAGAAUUAUUUUCAAUCAAUUUUUUUUUUGGGGGGGAGAGAAAUCGUAUUUGGAAUUCAUGCAAAUGCUGUAAAAUGACUGUUUUUCCUUCUCUUUUUGUUUGUUAUAUUCUUGAAGCGGACCUCAUAAAUAAAAGUUGCACUAACCAUGUAAAGCAAAAAGCAAAAAAGCAAAAACACUCCACCAUUUCCCCCCUUGUCAAGAUCAUUUUCUGCUCUGAAAUGUGUGUGUUUGAUUUCAUCUGUAACAAUGCUUAUUUGGAAGCAGGUCUCAUCAACUAUAUUUCCAAGAAUAUAUAGGAGUAUGGGGUGUGUUCCUUGCUUGUGUCGCUCUUAAUCUGUGUGUCACUCUUAAUCUGCCAGCUUCUGAUGAGCGUUUUUGGCAUCUUCAUCUUUCUUGUUUACAAAGGCUUCCUUUGCUUAUAAAACAGAAAGCAGUAAUAGCAUCAAUGAAAGGAACAGGAAGGCAGUAACACCCCAGCAUAAAAUAUGAAAAAGAUGUGGGCUGCCCUCUCUCUUUUUUUGGAAGUUCACUUCCACUUAUUUUGAGAUUUUUUUGGGGGGGGGGGGAACAGAGCAAUCCUUAUACAGUGCCUGAUACCUUUAGGUGCUUUAUAAAUAAAAUACAGCAAUGAGCAUGGGUUUAGUUCUGCCUGCAUUGGGACCCUGCAAAAUUCUGAUCUGUGCUUCAGUAAGUGGGCACUAGGGUGAUGACUUUUUUACAACCUCAUUUCCCUGUAUCAUAAUUUGAUGAGCUUUCAUUAAAGAUCAGAUAAAAUCUUACUUUCAAAGAGAUUUGAUCAAAAAACCUCACGCACAAAAUGAUUUUAAAUUUUUUAUCAGUUUUUUGACCAUUUUUGAAGUCACUGUAAGCAGAUAUAAAAUUGAACCCAAGCUUUAGAGUCACAUAUAUACAACAUUAUAUAGGGUCAUCAAACACACAAAGAAGCUUUUUUUAGCUGCAGUAACAGUAUAGACGCUGCUAGAGGACGAUGUUUUGCUACCUCUCCUGUAGGUUCUUUUCCCAGCAUUCCCGGCAGGGUCUGCUGGCUGAGUUUUGAGGUCCCCCAAAGGGGCUUUUACCUUGCGCAGGUGUGGCAUUUGUAUACCCUAUGUUGCUUAGAACACUCGCAAAUUGUGGAAUGUGGUGUUGUGUCCAAAUUUGAUACGAAAUAUAUAUAGAAUUGUUAAUACAAUUUUAUGAAAUGGUAAAACGGCAUACAAAAAAAUUAAAAACUGCGUAACCUUUUUAAAUAUUUCAAUGGAAUAUACCUCAUUUUAGUCGUUAAUAGGCAAAAGUUCAUCCAUUUGUGCUACAGGAAAUAAUUUUUGAGAAAAAAAAAGUCAUUACCCUACUGCAUACCUGCCAAGUUCCUGCCUGAAAAAUAAGGGAUCGGACCGGAAGUAGCAUACCGGAAGUAGCACUGCCGCCAUUUUGGAACUGGGCGGAGCAUGCUCAGAGGUGACUUUUGAUGCUGCUCUGCCCAGUUCAAAAAUGGCAACAGCAGGCUGGCUCCCUCAGAUAGAGGCGAUCUGGGGGUAACUGGGAAAUAGCCUCCCGGUUGUGUGGAGCUUGAAGCAUCCGUUGGUUUACAGCCACCAGCUCCCAGGCCGUUGUAAACAGGUAAAGUAUAAAAUACCAAAAAGGGUGCUGGUUGAGAUCAGCACAAUGGAACCUUGCCUCUUAGGGUGACCUUGCCAGCUGACCCACCCUGUUUAAUUACAUGUGGAUGAGCUAUGCUCUGAGCCCAAAUGCCAGCUGAUCACAGAACGGAUACAUUAGAAGCACCGUACAUGGUUGAAAUCGCUAAUUUGCAAGGAGGAGAAGCAAACUUGUUGAACCCAAGAGCAUAUUUAUGGUUAGUAAUAUAUCCAUAUAUCCAUACGUAUUUCCAGAUUCUAAAUGUCUUGCUGUCCCUUGAUUAAUCACUUUGUUCUUUUAAAUUUUCUCAAGGGGAAACUGCAUCAAGCCAAGAGAACUUGGGCUGAGGCGAGACAGGAGGAGCCUCUACUUAUUUUUGCCAGCCUUCCUUCUGGAUAUUUCUUCAGCCCCCCACUCCCUGUUAUGUAGUCGCUAAGAAUACAUAUGGCUCUUGCUCAUAAUAUAGCCUCAGUGCCCCACAUGGGAAGAAAAAAAAACCCCUUUGUAACCCUUGACAGUUGCUUGGUUCAUGAUGUAGAGGAAGGUUGAAUUAUUCUGCUAGGGCAGCUGGCAGUGACAAUGAGCAUUGUUUAAUGAUGUCUGCCAUUGUUCACGCUCCCCCCCCCCCAAAGCAAUCUUCCUCAGCCUGCUGUCCCUCAGUUCUUGUCGGCGCUCCCGUUUACCACUAACCAUUGCCCAGGCUUUCUGGCCUUGAUGGGAGUUGUAGUCUAGAAGGCACCAAGUUUGGGAAAAGGCUGUCCUAAAAGUAACACCAUUUUAAAAUACAAUGGUUAGAUGUCAAGAGAUCCCUACUUUCUGUAUUUCAGAGGGUUAACAUCCUCAUCAAUGAUCAUGGUCUUUUUUUCCUGGCUCUCAAAAUCCGUUCAGGAAGUCCGUUCCAAAACCAAAGUUUUCCAAAACCAAGGCGUGCUUUCCCACAGAAAGUAAUGCAAAAUGGAUUAAUAGGUUCCAGACUUUUUUUUAAAAAAAAAACCUGAAACAGCAAUUUAACAUGAAUUUUACUAUUUAGUGAGACCAUUGAUCUAUAAAAUGAAAGCAAUAAACAAUGUACAGUGGACGCUCGGGUUGCGAACGUGAUCCGUGUGGGAGGCACCUUCGCAACCUGCAGCACCAUGUCUGCGCAUGCGCAAAGCGUGAUUUAGUGCUUCUGCACAUGUGCGAGCGCCAAAACCCGGAAGUAGCCUGUUCCAGUACUUCCAGGUUUGGCGCAGUGUGCAACCCAAAAACACACAACCUGAAGCGUCUAUAACUCGAGGUAUGACUGUACUGCAAUCACGCAAUCAGUAGCUGAACUGGGUUCCACACAGUCACAAAACAAAACAAAAAAGCCGCAAAAACAAAAAGGCAAAAUAAAUAGCAAAAUCAGAGAGACCUCAGCGUAACGCUCGGAACGGAAGUGUGGCACUCAAAUCGGAAGCACAAGACUAAAAAAAAACAGCAUGUUUGGCUUCCGGAAAAAGUUCACAAACUAACACUUCUGGGUUUGCAGUGUUUGGGUUUAAGUUGUUUGAGUACUAAGGUACCAUUGUACUUGAGAGUAUGCAGUACUGACUCCCCCCCCCCCCCACAAAUGUUUAAAGUGUGGCACUUGCUGUAACAACUUCAUGGUGAAUACCGGCACCUUUUUUCCUUUAAAAAAAAGCACUGACUGCACACAAUGAGACUUCUAAUUUUUUUAAUUGAAUUUUUAUUCAGUUUUCUUUUUCUAUCAUUACAUACAUCUCAUAUCCAUAAUAUUUAUACAGUGGUACCUCGGUUUAUGAACACAAUUGGUUCCGGAAGUCUGUUCAUAAACUGAAGCGUUCAUAAACUGAAGCAAACUUUCCUAUUGAAAGUAAUGAAAAGUGAAUUAAUCCGUUCCAGAUGGGUCCGCGGCGUUCGUAAACCAAAAAUUCGUAAACCGAGGUGUUCGUAAACUGAAAAUUCGUAAACCGAGGUGUUCGUAAACCGAGGUUCCACUGUAUUACAUUCCCUCUUCCCUCCCCUCCUGGGCUUCCCCCAACUUCCACUUCUGAUUUGUUUUUCCCUUAUUACACAAUUCUUUUUUUAGUUGCAAUUCUUCCCAUUAGAGAGAGAUCCAUCCUAUUCCAUAUGUCCAAAUUUCUUUUAAUUUCAUGCUGAGUCCCCCCCCCAUAAUUACCUUUAAAAAUGUUCCUAUUUUUGUUGUUAUCCAUACUCCUAGAUACUUUACUUUUUUGUAUGCUUCUAUCCCUACCAUCUCUAUUAUUUCUUUCCGAUCCUUUAAGGUUUUUUCAUAGCAAUUUAGUUUUGCUUUUAUUUAAUUUAAAUCCUGCCACUUGACCAAACUCUUCGUAUUAUAUUCAUUACUUUUGGGAGAGAAUGAGACUUUUAAAAAAACUGAAUGUUUUUAAAUGCACAAACCUAGGUGUGUCUUUUUAUAUACCUGGCAUGCCCUCUCUUCUGACGAGGCAGCCAUACUUGUAAGGAAGAUCAAGUCAGUCCUUUUCAAAAUAGCUGGCUCAUUAAUGCAAAGGCUGAGCCUGUCUCAUUCUGCCCCAUAAGGAGCGGUUAAGGCUCUCCAGCAUCUGUGUCCUCGCCUACCCCUGGGAAUGAUGGGGGAGGCUGUAUUGCUGCCUGCCUCUCUGACACAAUAGUGUUGGCCUCUUUUCCCCGAGAGGCAGCUCAAUGGUAGGCAGAGCUCUCUUACCUGAAAUGCUCAAAACAUGCGACUGUCUGGAAUUCGCUGUUCUCUCGUCACAUAAUCACCACCUUGCCCCCUAACUUGGAAUAGGGAAAGGGAAACACACAGAAAUGUGGACAUUCGAGUCUCCCUUCACUGUCUCAAAACCUGCCCCCUGGACUGAAGUGCCGGUAACAGUUGAAUAGGUUAGUUGGUGCUCUUUCUUGCCAUUCUGGGAUUUUCAGAGACCAAAAAGCAACCGCAGAGAGGAUUUGGCAAGAAGCUUCCUCUGAUGUGCAAACUGAAAUAAGAUUAUUAUGGGCCAGGGAGGGAAAUUGAAGAACAGUGCUCCCUGCUCGUAGAAGCCUUAUCUGUUCAGUAUCCCCCCCCCCCGGGGUUUGAUUUGUGUAAAAAGGACUGCAUGCGUAGCUUGUAAAUAUUGUCACUGAUGACAUGACCCCCUUAGUUCAGCCGAGUGUAGUUUUCACUGCAUAUGCUCUAGAGCAAGCAUCCCCAAACUUCAGCCCUCCAGAUGUUUUGGACUACAAUUCCCAUCUUCCCCGACCACUGGUCCUGUUAGCUAGGGAUCAUGGGAGUUGUAGGCCAAAUCAUCUGGAGGGCCGCAGUUUGGGGAUGCCUGCUCUAGAGCAUGGAUAGGCAAACUAAGGCCCAGGGGCCAGAUCCGGCCCAAUCGCCUUCUAAAGUCAGGUCAUGGAUGGUCUGGGAAUCGGCGUGUUUUUACAUGAGUACAAUGUGCCUCUGGGUUGUUUGUGAGGCAGCCUGGUGUUUUUACAUGAGUAGAAUGUGUGCUUUUAUUUAAGAAGCAUCUCUGGGUUAUUUGUGGGGCAUAGGAAUUCAUUCAUUUUUCUUCCCCUUCAAAAUAUAGUCCGGCCCCCCACAAGGUCUGAGGGACAGUGGACCGGCCCCCUGCUGAAAAAGUUUGCUGACCCCUGAGGCCAUUGCUGCAACAUAGCUUUGUUUUUGAGCUAGUUGUGACUACAGCAGAGCGGUUGUGUCUUUUCUCAGUGGCUUUCGGGAAUGGGGAGUGGGGCAUUGGGACUUGCAACAUGGUAGACCCACAUUAGAACGGUGCAUGCUUCCAAGUACAGGCGGGGCAGGCUGCGAAACUAUUUACAUUAGGCAAGCAAAGGUAGCAACAUAAAUAAUCCAUCCCUUGCUCAGCAUUGCCAAAUGUCAGCCUGAAUACUCCCUCUAGUGGUGUACAGUUGCAGGGUUAAUGCCAACAUUACUAGAAAAAGAGAGAUUGCUCUUCUGCCACCAAGUCUCCUGAGCCCAUGAGCUCAGGCUUUUGUAGCAAAUCUGCCAUUUGUACCUAUAGGUCCCUGCGGUUUUAUAUUGACUUGUCCUAUUGUGCAGGAAAAUGCGAUUGCGUGUGCGCACAGCGAACAUGCUGGCUUGGAUCCCAAGCGGUUUGCCACAAGUGGAAGGGCAGUAUGGUUCGUGCAAGGCAGCAUGAUGUUCCAGCCAUGAUGGCUCCAUAGUAGGGCAUCUGCUUUGCAGGCAAAAGGUCCCCUGCCAGUCCGUGUACUGAGGCAGAUGGACCAACAGUCUGGUUCAGUGCAAGGCAACUUCCUAUGCCCCUUGACCCUAAAAGGAGUGGCUUUGGGGCCCAGCAGGCUGUACAAACCCUGCAGGUGCCCUUAUUUUCCAGGAACAGUCCUGGAUUUACAAAAACCAUCCUGGUUUCUGAUUUGAUCCCCAAAUGUCCCGCUUUUCCUUAGGGCAUCCGUAGUUUCAUUGGCUAAAUGUUGGAGGGUAUGGAGUUGUGCAACCCCUGAGCCAAGGAGAUAAGUAAAUAUACAACCUUAAGGCAGCCAUGUAUAGGGCUUUUUAUUUUUAAAUGUUUUAUUAUGUUUUUAUAUAUGUUGGAAGCCACCCAGAGUGGCUGGGGCAACCCAGUCAGAUGACAGGGUAAUA